Phlebotomus argentipes is the source of this 1879-nucleotide messenger RNA. RefSeq names its product drebrin-like protein (gene Abp1). Lineage: Eukaryota; Metazoa; Arthropoda; Insecta; Diptera; Psychodidae. The record is from RefSeq and is a predicted model, not a curated record. Gene Ontology annotation, molecular function: actin filament binding. Gene Ontology annotation, biological process: regulation of actin filament polymerization; positive regulation of dendritic spine morphogenesis; postsynaptic actin cytoskeleton organization. The coding region runs from base 263 to 1627 and encodes 454 amino acids. Gene Ontology annotation, cellular component: dendrite; postsynaptic density; plasma membrane. The transcript is spliced from 5 exons.
UAUUCAGUAAGUACCGUGUUGCUGCGUGAAAUUGUGUUGUGAGUUGAUUGAUGUGCUGAAAUUGUGGGAUAAUGUCGUAAGACACUGGAUGAAUUUCUGAUGACUCUUCCGCAGACGGUGACGAUUUGUUAGUAGGCUCCGUGCCGGAAAGUGUGUGUGAAAUUGUCAGUUUGUCUAUGCAAGGUGGUGUUUUCUAGCUGUGUAGGCGUGCAGAAGGAGCCCCCAUUUGUGCAAUCCCCCUUUGGCUGAGGGCGCGCCCCAAAUGACGGUGAAUCUGUCGAAGAAUCGCGAGGCCAUCGUGGCGGCCUGGCGGGACGUUCUGGACGACAAGACGGACACGGACUGGGCGUUGUUCGGCUACGAGGGGCAGACGAAUGACCUGCGAGUCGUGAGCACGGGCAGCGGUGGCCUGGAGGAGCUGAAUGAGGACCUGAACAGCGGCAAGAUCAUGUAUGCCUUCGUGAGGAUCGCCGACCCGAAGACCAGCCUGUCCAAGAACAUCCUCAUCAACUGGCAAGGUGAGGGAGCGCCGGUGCUGCGCAAAGGAACCUGUGCCAAUCACACGCGGGACGUGGCGAAUCUGCUGAAGGGCGCACACCUCACCAUCAAUGCCCGGCUGGAGGACGAUGUGGACGAGGAGAGGAUCCUGCAGAAACUGAGCCUCGUGGGCUCAGCGUACAGCUUCAAGGAGCCGCGACAGGUGGACGAUUCGCACCGUGGCCCCGUGGGCACAGCGUACACGCGCGUGAUUCCGGCCAAGGAGAUCAAUGUGACGGAGCGAGACCGCUUCUGGCGACGCGAGGAGGAGGAGGAGAAGCGCCGCGUGGAAGUGGAGCGCGAGCGGAAGCGUCUGGAGGUCCUGAAGGUGGAGGAGGAGCGUCGCCAGCGCGAGGAGCGUGAGCACAGCGAGAGGGAAAUGAGGACUGCGCCGGAGAAGUCACCAGUGACAUCUCCAGCUGCCGAGGCUGCCACGCUGAUCGCCUCCAAGGCCAGUCAACCACUUGAGAGUCCGACGCGCAUGCAAACGAGCGCCGAAAUGAUGAGGCAGCAGAGGAAUCAGGAAGCGAAGGAGUUGAUAGGCUCUCGCGUGGGUCAGGCGAAGGCGAUCUUUUCGCAGAACACCACAAAUGUUCCGGUGACAAAAGCUGCAGCGCCUGUAAAACCUGCCCGGAAUUCUCUGACGCAGCGCAUAAAUUCCCUGAAUCAGCAGCAACAGCAGGAGGCUGAGCCGCCGGUGAGUGCCAAGGGGCCGACGAAUGGCCAGAGCGAAGUGCCACAACAAGUGCAGGGAUUCGAGGCGGAGGAGGAGCAAUUCAGCACGAUUAAGCGGUCGCCACACACGAAGAGUGUGGAGCAGACGCCCGUGGAGGAGGCCAAGCCACUCCCGGAGGAUGUGGCGCCCAAGGAGGACGAAGCGGUCCUGCAGGACAUCCUGGCCGACAUGGGGCUGCGCGCCGUGGCACUCUAUGAUUAUCAGGCGGCUGACGAGACGGAGAUCAACUUCGAUCCGGGUGACAUCAUCACGCACAUCGAUCGCAUCGAUGAGGGAUGGUGGCAAGGAUUGGGCCCGGAUGGCAGCUAUGGGCUCUUCCCGGCGAACUACGUGGAGCUGCUGAAGGAGCCGUAGAGGCAAAAUUGUCCUCAUCCAAUCGAUCCCCAUUUUAUACGCAUUAACGCAGUAUUUUUUCAUUUCUUAGUUUCACUGCGUCGUUUUGGCGCAUUUUUGGAAUUCUUAUAUGCAAUUUGUUAGUAAUAUUUCACACAAAUUAUAUCGAGCAAAUGACUUUUUUCUACGUUUAAUAAGCAAGUCGAUUGAGGUAUAUUCUUCUCGUCUAUUACAAAAUAUUUAACAGGAAUAAAUGUGACAAUUAUAACAUGA